CACUGUCCUAACCCAUUACGCAUUUCCCAUUCACUGCCCGUCGCCAUAGCAGCAAUCAACCACAUCAUCACAUUCUCUCUCUCUCUCUCUCUCUCUCUCACGUUCUGACAGUUCCAUUCCCCUCCUUCUCUCUCCCUCUCAUUCAGCGCCCCUAUCCUCCCCCGGUCCUCAUCCCCCACCGACUCCAGCUCUCUCAGGCAGGGCCGAUUUCGCCUUGUCUCGUUUGUUGUCUGGGUUCACUGCUGUUGGUGGCGGUGUUGCACCUCACUGCUUCUGCGUUUCAUUGAUGCAUUAAGAAGUUACAAGCUUGCUGCAAGCCCUUUGUUUAUGUUCUUCCUUUGAUUCUGUUUUCGUCUUCUCCCAUGUCGUGAACUGAUCUUGGUGAACCUUAGAUUUAGAUAUUGUUUGGAUCUGAAACGGAUUAUUUUCGGGGAGAUGCCUGUCUUGUGAAUGCGAGCAUUUGUCAAAACAAACUGUAAGCAAUGGGUGCGGCCAACUCCAAAGUUGAAGAAGAUAAAGCCCUGCGACUAUGCAGUGAAAGGAAGAAGUUUGUUAGGCAAGCCCUUGAUGGAAGGUGCUCUCUUGCAGCUGCCCAUGUCGCUUAUGUCCAAUCCCUGAGGAACGCGGGAACUGCCCUGAGGAAGUUUGUUGAACCCGAAGGUCCAAUGGAAUCUUCUUUGUAUACUUCAACCAGUGCAACACCUGAGCCUCUUGCAUUGACCGAGAAGUCCGUUUCACACUUCUCAUUGUCGCCAGCUCCAUCAUUAUCACGGCGGCUGGAUAAUGCUGAAACUUUUUCACCAACUCCAUCUCCUCCUACCUCGCUUAGGGUAAAUCACAUGAAAUUCCGGGGCAGUUAUUCCACGAAGGUUGAAGAAAGACCCGCUUUACCUAUGAUAAGGACGGUGACCUCAUCAGCCGUACCUAAGGAUACACCUCAUUCCACAAAUAAGCCUGAGACCUCAGCAUUUGAAGAUCCUCAGGUGCCACUGGGAACUUCACCAUGGGAUUACUUUGGCCUUUCCCACCCUAUUGACCAGCUAUCUUCUCAAGAAAGGAAAUGGGGGGGACAAGAAUCUGAGAAUCUCGAUCAUAUAGUAAGGCACGAGGAAGACAAGCUGAUUUUCCAUGAAGAAGACGAGAAUGAGGCUUCUGUUUCUGGAACCGAGGGAUCUAGGGAUUCAGAAGAUGAAUUUGACGAGCCAUCCACUGAUACUCUUGUUCGCAGGUUCGAGAACCUUAAUCGGGUGAAUGGUCAGGGUGUUGGUAGUCCUUCAACAACUAUGCGUUCGGCAACAAGCAUUGCUUCAGAAACUGAGUUCUUGAGAGAUGAGGGCAACUCUCCUGAUUUAUCUCCACUGCGGGACACUUCUUCAGCAGCUAAUCUGGGUACUAACUCAAAGAAAACCCCCAUUAAAGAAGGUCAAACUGGAACAAAGGUUCCACCAAAAGAGUUUGUGGCUAGCAUUCGAGAUAUUGAAUUUCUCUUUGUGAAAGCAUCCGAGUCUGGUGGAGAAGUUCCUAGAAUGCUAGAAGCAAAUAAACUGCAUUUCCGCCCAAUAUUGCCAAAGAGAGAAAGUGGGCCGCUGGCUUGUACAUACUUUAGGGCCUGUUUUUUCUGUGGGGAAGACCGUAGGCAUGUUCAAGAAGAGCCCGCUCAAGCUACAAUAAAAUACUUAACCUGGCACAGAACUGCAUCAUCUCGAUCCUCUUCGUCUAGGAAUCUUCUUGGGAUGAAUCCAAAGGAAGAUUCUGAGGACCCCAGUGCUAGUCUCUUUGAUAAUUUCUGCAUGAAUUCGGGGAGUCAUGCCUCCACAUUGGAUCGGUUGUAUGCAUGGGAGAGGAAGCUUUAUGAUGAAGUCAAGGCUAGUGAGUUGGUUAGGAGGCAGUAUGACAUGAAGUGUAGACAUUUAAGACAACUCCAAUCGAAGCGAGAAAGAUCUGAUCAAAUUGAUCGAACCCGUGCUGUUGUUAAGGAUCUAUACUCAAGGAUCAAAGUUGCAAUUCACAGAAUUGACUCAAUCUCGAAGAGGAUCGAGGAACUUAGGGAUGGAGAACUGCAGCCGCAACUCGAGGAGCUGAUCGAAGGCUUAAUCCGCAUGUGGGAAGUGAUGUUUGAAUGCCACAAGCGUCAGUUUCAGAUCAUCUCAGCAGCACAAAUCGUUACUGACUUGGCAGCCUCCAUGCGAUCAGAAUCGCAUCGUCAGAUCACCUUGAACCUCGAAAGCGACCUCAACUCUCUAGCCGUAAGCUUCGUGAAGUGGAUCAAUGCCCAGAAGUCCUACUUGCAGUCUAUAGACAACUGGCUCCACAAAUGUGUCUCGAUCCCACAGAAGACUACCAGGAGAAGAAGGGGGACACCAGCCCCACAGAUAAGGAAAUUCGGCCCUCCCAUCUAUGUAACCUGUGGUGUUUGGUUGGAGACUCUUGAUUCCCUGCCUACCAAGCCAGUCACAGAUUCCAUCAAGGCAUUAACGGUCGAGACAUCUCGCUUUUUGCCCCGUCAGGAUAAGAACAGAGGUAAGAGCCUUAGUCGGGCCCCGUCGACCUUGGGGAGGGCUGAGGAUGGAACAGAUUCUGCAGUUAAUAAGCUGAGGGAUGAUGCUUCAGAAGACUGGGGUUCGGGCUUCGACUGUUUCAGAUCAGGUUUGGUCGGUUUUCUGGGACAGUUGAAUGACUACUCUGAGGCCGCCGUGAAGAAGUACGCAGAGCUCAACAAAGCCAUAGAAAAUGCUAAGGCCGUUUAUGAGCAGUUCAAGUCCCAAUCACAACAGGUUCAUGAAGGCAGUUAGCGCACGAAGACAGCCCCUAUUGACGGAGUUGCGCGAAGAAUUGUGAUUUCGGGAAAAACCGAGUUUUGCUGGACGGGAUGAUGUAUAUGGAGAGUUUCAUACUUUAUUCUGAGAAGAUUCAUCGUCGUCAUAGAGAAUAAAAGAACUCCCGUGAUCUGUGGACUUGGUAUGUUCUUGGACUGCAUUACAUGGUGUUCAGUUUCGGGUUGUAAUUAUUAGGUAACUGGUGGGAUGGUGAGUAAGAGGGACAAAGAUUUUGCUAAUUGAGGCCCGUACGGUUCAUUUUUCUUUAACCCAUCGAAUACCUUCGUCUCUCCUUGAUCUGUAUUCCGACCGCGCAGAAGAAAUAGAUGAGAAGGCGGAAUUUCAUCACAGAAUCCGACCAUAUCACCGAA
Punica granatum (pomegranate) is the source of this 3187-nucleotide messenger RNA. The record is from RefSeq and is a predicted model, not a curated record. Lineage: Eukaryota; Viridiplantae; Streptophyta; Magnoliopsida; Myrtales; Lythraceae.